Molecule: messenger RNA, 1131 nt
Organism: Phaeoacremonium minimum UCRPA7
Lineage: Eukaryota; Fungi; Ascomycota; Sordariomycetes; Togniniales; Togniniaceae
Product: putative alternative sulfate transporter protein
Exons: 3
Coding region: 1-1131 (376 amino acids)
Biological process (GO): transmembrane transport
Cellular component (GO): membrane
Molecular function (GO): transmembrane transporter activity
Source: RefSeq, a predicted model, not a curated record
AUGGAGAAGGCACCACAGAAUACGGUUGACCCGAAGCUCGCGCAAGAUGACUUUAAGGACUCAGAAAUGGACCAAACACAAGAUAUCAGUGUCGAGCCCACUGCAGUGUGGUCGGCUAAGGAAGAACGAAGGGUUAGAUUGAAGCUCGACAUGAUUCUAAUGCCAAUUUUGAUCAUUGGCUUCUUUGUCCUCCAGCUAGACCGCAGCAACAUUAGUAAUGCUCUGACCGACACGAUCACCGAGGAUCUUCGAAUUACUUCGGAUCAAGUCGGCACGGGCAAUCAGAUCAUUCGAAGGAGCUAUCACAUGAUGGCAUUUCUGGUCUUUUUUGCUUUCAUGCCCUUCUCGCCAGCUCGUACCAGGCCUAUUCAUGGUAUGUUCGACACAUUCACCACGCGUGAGAAGGAAAUCAUGCAGACUCGUGUUGUCUCACACGACCGGUCCAAGGCCCAUGCCAAGGCACACAUCAACUGGGCGAAUUUCGUCGACGCCGUUUGCGAUUACCAUCUCUGGCUUCAUGGCAUACUCAAUAUCCUAGCUCUAGCUCCUAAGGGCGGACUGCAGCUAUAUGGUCCUAGCAUCAUCAAGUCUCUUGGCUUCAACAAAACGAAAGCCAACCUCCUCAACUCGGUGAGCAGCUACCUCGUUGUGGUAUUAUCCUUCCUCAUCUCGUUCGCAUCGGACAAGACGGGUCAGCGCGGUCUCUUCUGUAUUGUAUCCUUUGUCUGGGCUAUUGUCUUUGGUGGCGCAUUGCUUGGGAUUGGCGUCGACUCCGACAAAUGGCUUCGCUAUGCCAUUUUUACUCUACUCGGCAGUGGCAACGCCCUUGCCCAGGGACUUAAUGAUGCGUGGUUGAAUAUCAACGCUAGGUCACCUCAUAAGAGGAGCAUUGGGCUCGCCUUCGUUGUGAUGGGAUCUAACAUUGGUGGCAUCGUCGGUCCCGAGCUAUUCAAGAGUUCAGACGCGCCAGCAUACGUUCACGGAUUCAGCGCGGUCCUAUCGUUGUAUGCCGGUAGCAUUCUUGUCAGCAUGGUGCUCAUUUUUGUCUAUUGGCGUGAUAACAAAAAGAUGACCAAGAAAUGUGAAGAGGGCAAUCUCAGACCGCAGGACGUCAGACACUUUCAACUGUAA